Messenger RNA from Polistes canadensis, 3662 nucleotides. It is a transcript of the gene Naa35, whose product is annotated as N-alpha-acetyltransferase 35, NatC auxiliary subunit. Bases 209 to 2395 code for a protein of 728 amino acids. Gene Ontology annotation, cellular component: NatC complex. Lineage: Eukaryota; Metazoa; Arthropoda; Insecta; Hymenoptera; Vespidae. The transcript has 11 exons. Gene Ontology annotation, biological process: N-terminal peptidyl-methionine acetylation. The record is from RefSeq and is a predicted model, not a curated record.
UUGUGUGUCAAUUUCAUUCUAGUAUUUGAGACUGCGCACAAAUCUUUUUACAUAUAGGGCACAAAACUUGAAUAAAUAAAUGUGAUGAUGGUAGAGUGCGUUCUAGUUCUUCUUUACCAACUAUAAAAUAAGGUUCUUCAUGGCCCGUGGUUUUUAGUCGAAAAAAUCUUUUUUCAAUUUAACAAUUGGUGAUGCUGUUAGGACAACAAUGGCGACCAUGGUGGAGGAUGAAAAUUCGGUUGAUAUGAAUGAGGAUAAAAAACUGCCAUUUAAUCAAGUUUCCUACAAUUGGGUAGAUAUUACCCAAGAAUUCUUCGAUGCUAUUACAGAGUUGGAACUGGGAGAACUCUUACACAAUGAGUUCUUUGGUCUUUUUGAAGCAAUGUCAGCCAUCGAGAUGAUGGAUCCUAAAAUGGAUGCAGGCAUGCUGUGUAAUCGUGGGAAUAGCAAGCCUUGUACUUUCGUACAAGCUGUAGAAACGGGUGCCAUUAAAUUGGAUAAUUUAACACCCUCUGAAGUUAUUGGAAUAAUAGAUUCUACAUACUCUUGCAUAGUGUGUUGGUUGGAAGGACAUAGCUUAGUACAGACAGUUUUUACUAAUUUAUAUUUACAUCAGCCUUCAAUGAUACUCGACAAACCUUUGAAAACGUUUUGUUAUGCCGUAUAUAAAAUUAUCGAAGUGAUCAAGGACUGCAUUAACAAAGCGUUAGUUUUUGAGGAAGAAGAUUUUCAAAGUCUUACGUAUGGAUACAGAUUACAACAAGACAUUACUGAACAAAAAACAAUAUCUAUGUUGAGAGAAGUGGAAGAAGAACUUCAUAAAAAAAGUAGAAUAAAACCAGUUGACGUCGAGUCAGAAAAAGAGUACAAUGAUGGCUUAGCGCUUUAUGUGAGAAUUAGAUUUACCAAGAUGUUCUAUCAAACUUUAUCACUGAUGGGACGCAAGGAACAGUUGCAACAAAAUUUAGUUGAUUGUCAAAGAUUAUUAUCAAAUUGUUCCGAUAUGAUUCAAGUUAUGAUCAAGACAGUUAAUCGUGGAGAAAAGGCAGAUGAAAUAUCCGAUCAUCCAAAUAUAAUGGGUUUUGAUGCUAUGGUUAAUCAAAGAUUAUUACCUCCCACUUUUCCACGAUAUACUAAAAUAAAACCUCGAGUUGAGGCUUUAGAAUAUCUAGAUGAAUUGUUAAAUAGAUUUAAAACUGUUACUAAAAUUACUACUCAUACCGGAUUUCACGCAGCACUGGACUUUUUUUUAGAAUUUUCACAGAGAAGCCCAUGCAUAUUAUCUCGAUCAAUGUUACAAAUAGUUUAUCUCCCAACAACAAAUCGUGUAUUUGGCGUACAAAAUUUUGCCGAUGUUUUGAAAGAUGCGGCAAGAAAUUUUAUUGCACCACCGGUAUUAAUGUCUAAAAAUACGUUACUUCAAAAUCAUCAGGUCAAGGAAUAUGUCGAUGGUUUUUUUUCACGUUGUGUUACCUUGUUUGGAAGUUUAUUGCAAUUGACUGGACAUAAUAGGGCUAGACAAAGGGAUAAGUUAGCACAUUUAUUAGAAGAUUUCGCAACCUUACAAGAUAAGGCUGAAAGAGUAGAUGGGUACUUACGCUCAUUAAAGAGUGACAUCUCAAGGUCGCAUUGGGCUUGCUUUGGCACAUGGAUUUUAUAUCAUAUGUUACGUGUAAUGAUUAUGUAUCUCUUAAGUGGUUUCGAACUAGAAUUAUACUCUGUACAUGAAUAUCAUUAUAUUUUUUGGUAUCUGCAUGAAUUUUUAUAUGCAUGGUUAGUAUCUGCAAUUACAAGAGCGGAUACAUUUUUAAAUGAACAAGAAGCGCACAAUGAUACACAUAAAGGUAGGGGAGGUAAAAAGAGUGCCAAAAAUAAAAAAAAGAAAUCCACACCAAGACCACAUCAUUUUGAAAGUUUAAUAUACCAAGCGAUGCAAAAUAUUUGUGGCGGUUACUACAAAGCAUUGGUCGGAUUUCGUAUAGAUGGAAAGAUUCCUCUUCCAGAAACCCAAUUUGAUUCAGAAAGAGUAAGAUACGAACAUAGAUUAUUGCCAUUCUCUUCUCUUCGUACUCCUCCACCGGUUCAUUAUCAAGAAUUUUCAGAAAUGACUAAAGCUCAGUUGUAUAAGAAAAGUGACAAAGUCACGAGCUCAACACAAUAUCUGGCAGGUUGUUGGCACUUUCAUAGAGCUAGAAAUAUGUUAGAACGUGCAAUAUUGUUACCUUGUCCGACAACUGUUAAUACCUUGGGUGAGAUCAAUGAUUUAUUAAAAGUGGCAAAGACUAAUUUCGUGGUUCUUAAAUUAUUGGCUGAUGGACAUAAAAAGGAUUCGAAAGAGCCGCCAGUAUUUGACUUUUCAUGUCAUCAACAUUUUCCUUUGAUUAAGCUUACUUAAAUUUGUAUAUCCUUAAUAGACAUGUUUUUAUUUUAUAACAGUAAAAACAUGUAUUUAUUUUAGGCCCUAUUAAAUUUUUCGAAAGCUUUUUUAACAUAAUAUACUUCGACAAAAUAUCUCCAAAUUUUAUUCGACAUAUUUCGACAAAAAACAAAAAGAUAGAAACGGCAAAAUUUUUAUUUUAAAACAAAAUAUGAAUGUGUUCUAUUUUUAAUUAUGUAAUCCUACAGUCACGUAAUAUACAAUUUCAUACAUUUUCUGAUAUAAACAUUUUUUUUUUUUUUAUAAAUUCUAUUGCUAAUAAGAAAACGAUAUUUGUACAUAAGUUAUAUGAAAAAAUGUUUAGUAUGUGUUAAAAGGAGAAAAUCGAUGUAUGUCGCGUGCGAACGAACGUGUGUAUAUGUAUGCAUACGUAUACGCAAGUAUGUAUGUAUAUAUAAAUAUGUAUAUUUAUAUACACACAUACAAAUAUAUUAAAUAAUGUUUAUAAAAAAAGUUAAAAGCCAAUGUGAAGUGUAAAUAUUAUCAUGUAGAAUCAAUAGUAAUAAUGUAGAUAGUGCGAUAAUGUUAACUAUACAUACUAAAUAAUAGGAUACAUCUAAUUAUGGCUUAUAGCGGUAAUAGACGAGAAGAAGUCCUGAGAAAAAAAAGAUUUCAUUUAAAAAAUAAAGGUAGCUAAAAAGGAUUGGAAAAAGCAUUUCGCUGUAAACUUCAGAAUCAAUCUUUUUUGCGUAUAUACAAAGUGUCUUGUAAUUGGUAGUAUAAGCAGGUAGGGAGUAAUUCUACAUGAAAAAGUAAAUCGAAAAUAUAGAAUAAAAUUUGUUCAUGUUAGUCUUUCUUUUUGAGAACAAUAAGUUUAAAAAUUUGUUGAGUACGUGUGCACUUGACUGAGCUUGCAAUCUUUAUAAAUCAAUAAUCUCGUUUGAUAAGCACAAGGAUCUGACAAUGAGCUGAAAUUAAAUCAAAUGCACGCAUAAUUGACAAAUUGUCAAACUUAUUUUUUUUCGAAAACAAAGUUUUAUACGAAAAAAUUUUAUUUUACAUUAUGACUUAGUUUUUCAUGUAGAAUUAUUCUUUGCUUGCUUGUACUACCAGUUACACAGGACACAUUGUAUCUUAAAUUAACUGUAAAUUAAAACAUUAUAUAUAAUAUCAAUAAUUUAAAUGUAUGUUAUAUAUAAAUUUCCUCGUUACUUGUUAUAACACAAGAUCUGCUCGGAGAAUGCAAAAUAUUUUUUAAGUCGCCCUUAUUUAUAACAUAUAUAUA